GGUGUUUUUUUUAUUCCUAAAUUAAAUUUUAGUCCCCAUCUUUUUGUUUCUUUAAUAAAAUUUUAACUUAAUUAAUAACAAAAGCAAAAAAAAUUCAUAGUUGAAUUAAAAAAUUAAAUUUGAACGGAAACUAUCUAAAUAAGUGUUACGUUUUAAAUCGUAAUUUCUAUAUCAAUAUGUACAUGUCCUUUUGAAGUUGCUUUUGCCAAAAGGUUUGCCUUAAUUUAAUUUGAAAUUUGACUCUUGGCCCAAAAAAAGGACAUCUUCUUUCCAUUUAUAUAGAGAAAACUACUUUAUUAUUUAGCAACAUUGCAUUGUAAUCCUCCAAGAAGUGACAUGGCUUACUCAAAUUCAUAUAUGUUUCUUGGUUUGGGACUUUUUAUUAUUCUCUCUUCUCAAGUUCUAGCUCAAGUUCCUCUUCUUCUUCCGCCACCUCCACCUCCUCCUCCUACAAUUAUUUAUAUUAUAAACACAAUGGAAACCCCAAUGACAACUGUGGAUAGUUAUGCUGGCCUGAUGCAUGAAGUGACACUUCUAGAAGCUGAAGCUGAUCGGAUGACUUUCCGUGCAAAUUUGAUAAAGAAGAAUGUUGCUAAAUCUAUUCAUCAAAGCCGUAAAUUUCUAAAUCAUUUAUUUGAUGAAGAAGAUAAAGUUUCCAAAAGUAAUGAGGAAGAUAAAGUUUCCAUAACUAGUAAGGAAGAUAAAGUUUUCAGAUAUGACGAGGAAGACAAAAUUUCAAAUAAUGAAGAGAAAAAAAAAGUUUUAAAAAAUGAGGAGAAAGAGAAGGUUUUUAAAAGUGACAAGGAAGAUAAAGUUUUCAAAAAUGAUAAUAAAAAUACAAUUACAAAUUAAAAAUAAUGAAAAAAAAUGAAGUUUACCAAUGUGACGAAGAAGAUAAACUUUCUUUAAUAUUUCCCCUGUAUUAAUAGCAUGGAAAAAUUUAUAUCUUAAUUGUAUAAAUAAAAGGGUGAAAGUAGACAUUAUACUUAUAACUUGCCAUAUAUAUACAUCAAAAAUUGAGUUA
Cicer arietinum (chickpea) is the source of this 1024-nucleotide messenger RNA. RefSeq lists its product as uncharacterized. The record is from RefSeq and is a predicted model, not a curated record. Lineage: Eukaryota; Viridiplantae; Streptophyta; Magnoliopsida; Fabales; Fabaceae.